Messenger RNA from Centruroides sculpturatus (bark scorpion), 3506 nucleotides. RefSeq lists its product as uncharacterized. The coding region runs from base 1 to 3378 and encodes 1125 amino acids. The record is from RefSeq and is a predicted model, not a curated record. The transcript has 21 exons. Gene Ontology annotation, molecular function: oxidoreductase activity, acting on CH-OH group of donors; flavin adenine dinucleotide binding. NCBI's taxonomy places the organism in Eukaryota, Metazoa, Arthropoda, Arachnida, Scorpiones, Buthidae.
AUGUUUUAUAUAUUUCCAACAAUUUUCUUGCUUUCCCUUUCUGUUGAAACAACUCGUGUUAAAGAAUUUGAUUAUAUCAUUGUCGGGUCUGGUGCAGCAGGAUCAGUUUUGGCUAACAGAUUAUCCAAAGAUCCUUGGAAUAAAGUACUUCUGUUGGAAGCUGGAGAAGAACCGGUCUUAGCAAACGACAUAAUUUCACUUAGUUUGCAGUUGGUUAAAUCCAGAUUUGAUUGGAAUUUUACUUCGAUACCAAGUAAAAAAGUUGGUUGGGCUCUGAGGAACAGGCAAUUUAUAGCAACAGCUGGUAAAGUUUUAGGAGGAACGGCAAUGUUAAACGCAGGUGUUUACAUUCGAGGGAAUAAAUACGAUUAUGACAAUUGGGCUCUACAUGGUGCAGUCGGAUGGGACUGGAGAAAUGUAUUUCCUUAUUUUUUGAAAAUGGAAGAUAACCGAGACGAAUCGUUCGUACGUAAUGGUUAUCACGGAGUUGGUGGAGAAUUAAUCGUUCAGACUCCAGAAUUUCUUUCUCCUGCAGUCAAAGCAUACAUAGAAGCUGCUGAAAGUAUUGGUUAUCCUCUCGGAGAUUAUAACGGGAAAAGUCAAACGGUGUUUAUGCCCAAUCAGGGAACAGUUAAUAAAGGAAGACGAUGGACUUCGUUACGAGCUUUUAUUGAUCCAAUCAUUGGAAGGAGAAACUUUCGUUUAAUUACAUCAGCUUUCGUAACCAAGAUUUUAAUUAAUGAGCAUAAUCAAGCAUAUGGCGUUUUGUUCGACCACAAAGGUCGUCAGUUAACAGCAUUAGCGAAGAAAGAAGUGAUUAUAAGUGCAGGAACAUUCAAUUCUCCCAAACUUCUAAUGCUCUCAGGGAUUGGUCCAAAAGAAGAGCUGCAAAAAUUACACGUUCCAUUAGUAGCGGAUCUUCCCGUUGGCCAAAACUUACACGACCAUGCCACAACUCUUAGUUUACAGUUUCUAAUAGACUCUUACACAUUCGCUGAUCAUAGAAUUACCAAAGAAGAUUACAACGAAAUUUUGGUUAAUGGAACAGGACCAUUAUCGACACUUGCAGAAUUAGAAGUUGCUGGAUUCGUUAACACAAAGUACAACAAAUAUCUAGAUUGGCCCGACAUGCAUAUAGUAUGGCUUACUAAUAUAAUAGAAAAUGUCUUAUCAAAUGCAAAUGAUGAAGUAAUUUUAUUCUUUCUUUCUCUAAAUAUUUAUUCAAGAUAUUUUGAUCAGUACAAGGACCAUGAUAUCAUCACUUGUUUUCCAAUUGUUAUUCAUCCACGAAGUCGAGGAAGUGUAACGUUAAAAUCAAACAAUCCUUACGUUGAUCCAGUAAUCGACUUAAAUACCCUUUCUCAUCCUGAUGACGUGAAAAUUUUAGUCGAAGGUAUGAAGUAUUGUUUAACUUUGGCCGCUACAAAACCGAUGAGAAAAUUAGGAGUUAAACCUCUGCCCUACGAUAUGCCAGGAUGUGAAAAAUAUGAACGUUUUAGUGAUGAACACCUUGCUUGCAUGGCUUUGGCGUUUCCUGUCUCUGUCCAUCACUUUUCUGGAACCUGUAAAAUGGGCGAUCCCAAUGAUCCCACUACAGUUGUGGAUGCAACUUUGAAAGUAAAAGGAGUUCAUGGGUUAAGAGUGGUCGACGCAUCUAUCAUUCCCAUACUCAUAGGAGGUCACACAAUGACAGUUACUAUGAUGAUCGCCGACAAAGCUGCAGAUAUGAUACUUCACCUCGGAUCUGGUGCUGCGGGAUCGGUUUUGGCUAAUAGAUUGUCCGAAGAUGUUUGGAAUAAAGUACUUCUGCUGGAAGCUGGAGAAGAACCAGCCCUAGCAAACGACAUAAUUUCACUCGGUUUGAGCGAGAUUAAUUCUAAAUACGAUUGGAAUUUUACUUCGAUACCAAGUGAAAAAGUUGGUUGGGCUCUGAAGAACAGGGAAUUUGUAGCAACAGCUGGUAAAGUUUUAGGAGGAACAGCAAUGUUAACCACAGGUGUUUACGCUCGAGGGAAUAAAUACGAUUAUGACAAUUGGGCUCUACAUGGUGCAGUCGGAUGGGACUGGAGAAAUGUAUUUCCUUAUUUCUUGAAAAUGGAAGAUAACCGAGACGAAUCGUUCGUACGUAACGGAUAUCACGGGGUUGGCGGAGAAUUAAUUGUUCAGACUCCAGAAUUUCUUUCUCCUGCAGUCAAAGCAUACAUAGAAGCUGCUAAAAGUAUUGGUUAUCCUCUCGGAGAUUAUAACGGGAAAAGUCAAACGGUGUUUAUGCCCAAUCAAGGAACAGUUAAUAAAGGAAGACGAUGGACUUCGUUACGAGCUUUUAUUGAUCCAAUAAUUGGAAGGAGAAACUUUCGUUUAAUUACAUCAGCUUUCGUAACCAAGAUUUUAAUUAAUGAGCAUAAUCAAGCAUAUGGCGUUUUGUUCGACCACAAAGGUCAUCAGUUAACAGCAUUAGCGAAGAAAGAAGUGAUUAUAAGUGCAGGAACAUUCAAUUCUCCCAAGCUUCUAAUGCUCUCAGGGAUUGGUCCGAAAGAAGAGCUACAAAAAUUACACAUUCCAUUAGUAGCGGAUCUUCCCGUUGGGCAAAACUUACACGACCAUGCCUCUACUCGAAGUUUGCAGUUUCUAAUAGACUCUUACACAUUCGCUGAUCAUAGAAUUACCAAAGAAGAUUACAACGAAAUUUUGGUUAAUGGAACAGGACCAUUAUCGACACUUGCAGAAAUAGAAGUGGCCGGAUUCGUUAACACCAAGUUUAACAAAUAUCCAGAUUGGCCGGACAUGCAUAUAAUGUGGCUCACUAAUAGAGUUGAAAAAGAGUUAUCAAAUGCAAUUGAUAAAUUACAAAGUAUGUUUGAUCAGUACAAGGACCAUGAUAUCAUCACUUGUUUUCCAACUGUUAUUCAUCCACGAAGUCGAGGAAGUGUAACGUUAAAAUCAACUAAUCCUUAUGUGGAGCCAGUAAUCGACUUGAAUAUUCUUUCUCAUUCUGACGAUGUGAAAAUUUUAGUUGAAGGUAUGAAAUAUUGUUUAACGUUGGCCUCUACAAAACCAAUGAAAAAAUUAGGAGUUCGACCACUGCCUUACGUUAUGCCUGGAUGCGAAAAAUAUAAACACUUCAGUGAUGAAUAUCUUACUUGCAUGGCUUUAGCAUUUCCUUUCUCUGUACAAUACUUCUCUGGAACCUGUAAAAUGGGCGAUCCCAAUGAUCCCACUACAGUUGUGGAUGCAAGUUUAAAAGUAAAAGGCGUUCACAGGUUAAGAGUGGUCGAUGCAUCUAUCAUUCCAAUAAUCAUAGGAGGUCACACAAUGUCGGUUACUAUGAUGAUCGCCGAUAAAGCUGCAGAUAUGAUACUUCAUCAGUUUGAAAAAUAAUUUAUGCAACUUUUUAUAACAGCUAAUUAAUUGAAACUGAUUUCAAAGUUGUUAAUAAUUAAUUUUUAAUUAAUUUUUGAUAUAAAUAACAAUUAGCUUUCAAUUUUAACUUAAUUUCUAAAGUGAAU